Messenger RNA from Aspergillus novofumigatus IBT 16806, 2265 nucleotides. Its product is annotated as OPT superfamily oligopeptide transporter. Gene Ontology annotation, molecular function: oligopeptide transmembrane transporter activity. Gene Ontology annotation, biological process: transmembrane transport. Bases 1 to 2265 code for a protein of 754 amino acids. The record is from RefSeq and is a predicted model, not a curated record. NCBI's taxonomy places the organism in Eukaryota, Fungi, Ascomycota, Eurotiomycetes, Eurotiales, Aspergillaceae. The transcript is spliced from 3 exons.
AUGGAUAAAACUGAUACCGAAAUAGCCCCAUCAAAGGAGACAGGUGACAUAUCCGAAACCUCUGCAUCCGACCUCAAUUCACAGCCUCUCUCCGAGAAUGAGAAAUCCCCUUCCCAUAACGAGGAAAAGGAAAACCUUCUGCAGCAGCUCAGGGAAACGAUUGCACAUCAUGAGUUGGAUCCGAAUUUCCCUGUCGAUUUUUUCGACCGAGUCGCUCCCACAUCGGAUAGGGAGACCGCAAUUACGGACGUGUCUGCCCUUCAAAACGCUCAUGAUCAGCUUUUCGGGGACUCCCCGUACCAGGAAGUCAAGGCUAUUGUGGAUAAUACCGAUGACCCUGAAUUACCUGUAAACACCAUCCGAGCCUGGAUCUUGGGUAUUACAUUCGCUGUUCUCGGUACAGGUAUCGACCAAUUUUUCUCUCUCCGUCAGCCGGGGAUCACCAUAAGCGCCUGCCUCGCCCAGGUGCUGUCAUACCCAAUUGGGGUGUUUAUGGCUAAGACUUUGCCGGCGAAGCAUGUCGAUAUCUUUGGACGGCGCAUCAGUCUGAACCCCGGACCCUUCAACCAGAAGGAACAUAUGCUCGUAACGGUCAUGGCCAAUGUGGCCUAUGGAGGUAUGGGCAAUGCUGGGGCUGUGGCGCUCAUCCUGCAGGCGCUGAAACUGGAUAUUUUCUAUGGUGUGAAAGACUUGGCCAAUAGCGCAGAAUUCCAGAUUCUCCUGGCCCUAUCAAUCAAUCUAACUGGGUUUGGAUGUGCUGGGAUCCUGAGACGGUUUCUCGUCUACCCACCAGCCAUGCUGUGGCCGGUGAAUUUGGCGCAAAUCGCACUGAACAGAGCGCUCCGCGACAGUGGCUCGACUGAGAGUGCGAAUGGGUGGCAGAUAUCCAGAUAUCGUUUCUUUCUGUACUGCUCCCUCGGUAUGUUUGUUUACUUCUGGUUCCCGAACUACAUCUUCGAGGCUCUGUCCUUCUUCAAUUGGCCCACCUGGAUCUCGCCCAUGAACGUGACGCUGGCGAUUAUUUGUGGGAGUAUCGGUGGGAUGGGACUAAAUCCCUGGCCAACGUUUGACUGGAAUAUCCUGUCUUACUUUGGCGAUCCCGUGGUGACUCCAUGGUUCUCACUGGCGAAUAGGGCGUUUGGUACCUUCGCCGCUGGAUUCUUGAUCAUUGUUCCAAUCUAUUUCACAAAUAUCUGGGGCAGUGCACACUGGCCCAUCAAUUCCAACAGAGUGUUUGACGGCACCGGCGACGUCUACAACGUCAGCCGCGUACUUGACUCAGACUUUACCCUCAACACCAGGGGAUAUGAGGCCUACGGACCACCGUACAUGAGUGCGGCUCUCUCAAUCGUAUAUUCCGCCCACUUCGCCAUCUGUCCUGCAGUUCUGGUCUACGUGGCACUGCAUCACCGCUUCGAUAUAACGAAUGGAAUAAGCGCGGCAUUCAAGCGGAAGGUACCGAGUGCUUUCUACGAUGAUAUCCACAGCCGCUUGAUGAGAGCCUACAAGGAGGUCCCGGAGUGGUGGUAUUUGGCGACCCUGGCUCUCUCGUAUGCAAUGGGCUGCAUAGCCUGUCGGGUAUAUGACACUGGACUGCCAAUCUGGGGCCUCGUCGUAGCGCUGGGAAUUUCUCUGGUGCUACAGCUCCCGCUUGGGAUCCUCAAGGCCGUCACAAACACCGAGCUCAGCGACAACGUGGUUGCGGAGUUUAUUGCCGGCUACGUAAUUCCUAACCAACCGAUCGCCAAUAUGAUCUUCAAGGCAUAUAGCUCGGUCACUUGUUUGCAGGCAUUAUAUGAAAAUCCCUCCCGCACCAUGUUCACGGCCCAGAUCGGGGCAACGAUUAUCGCUUCGUUUGUGACUCUUGGCGCCAAUGCAUGGCAAAUGGCAAAUAUCCCUGACGUCUGUACGAAAGAUCAGCCGUCGAGGUUUACAUGUCCAGGCACACACACUUUCUUCAGCGCAUCAAUAAUAUGGGGACUGAUCGGACCCAAACGGAUGUUCAACAAUGGAAGCAUGUACCAGCCCCUCGAAUACGGAUUCCUCAUCGGCGCUCUGCUCCCCAUCCCCUUCUAUUUCCUCGCAAAGCGCUACUCCAAGUCCUGGCUACGCUACAUUAACAUUCCCGUGAUUUUAAGCGGAGGACUCAUGUGGGCCCCUUACAAUUUCAGCUAUGUCUGGCCUGCCGUUGUGGUUGGGUUCAUCGUCAACUACUACAUCAAGCGGAGAUACGCGGCUGGUGGAAAACAUAUGCCUACGGGAUGA